UCCUAUUGUGCUAGGCACUUUAGACUGUAGACCAUUGUAUUCCUUUUAGCUCCAGUUCUUCUUCCCGCUGGUUAACCAGGUUCUUCUUCUCUGAAUUUCAGAGGAAAUUAGGGUUCCUUGUUUUCUUAGCGAGUUGGAUCUGAGGAAACUGUCUCUUUUCAACAGGCAAAUCUACCGAAAGGUAAAAACGAAAGAUGAUGCUUAAAAUUGUCUUAUUGAUGAUUGCUUGGAGUGGCUGAGGUUUGAACAAUCAUAGUCGAGCUGAUGGUCAAACGAUUGAAAGAGGAUUUCUUAAGCAGCGACGUGCAGAUGGAUGUGUCUGAGAGGGGGUGCAUAGAAGCGGCUUCUGAAGAAGUCUCUCAUCAAUUCAGAACUCUCUUGAAUUCAGAAGAUGUUGAUACCCUCAAGCAUUUGCAGCUCUUAAUAUUGGGAAGGCUACAGGAUAGUAAUGCGGUCUUAUCGCAUUUUAAUGAUUUCUCGGAGCAGUGUUAUGCCGAAGUGGUGAGCGAUUUCACAAGGAGUACGCACGUCCUGAGAUCUAUGAAGGCGGAUCUUGAUCACAUCUUUCAGACCCUGAGGAGUAUGAAGGCAAAGAUAUCCAGUCAUUAUCCGGAUGCUUUCAAGGAAGCUUCAAUUGCAGACCAAAGACCUGAUCUGGAAACGCCCUUGUAAAUCUUUCACACAACCCCAAAGAAGAAAAGAAAAACAAAACAAUGACUAGUGUAAAUUAUUCUUGUGGUGCAUUUUAUAUUCCUAUCUGUAUAUUUUUGUACUUGAAGUUCUC
This is a messenger RNA of Amborella trichopoda, 784 nucleotides long. RefSeq names its product kxDL motif protein. The record is from RefSeq and is a predicted model, not a curated record. Gene Ontology annotation, biological process: lysosome localization. Gene Ontology annotation, cellular component: BORC complex. NCBI's taxonomy places the organism in Eukaryota, Viridiplantae, Streptophyta, Magnoliopsida, Amborellales, Amborellaceae.